CUCGCCUUUCCGCUUCUUCCCCCCUCCCUGUCUUACCACAAUCCACAGAAAAUAAAAGAGAGAUAUUCAAAGGAUGUCUGCGCCCUAUUCUUGAUGUUGCCGUGUUUGACGACGACACGCGGAUCGCUCAGCAGUGCUAACGCCUUUGGAUUCUGUAAUCUUCUCACCAAGCGAACAAGUCUUGUCUUUUCUUCUAGGAAUCGAGACCAAUUGCAUACGAAGAAAUACGAGACCAUCUUACCCCCUUACUCUUUGGCCAUCUCCUGAGCUGUGUUUCUUCCACUUCUUGCGUUAGAAUCUUGCCUGGUGAUGGUUUAAAGUUGAGUUAGGUAAGUGGAUUCAACGAAUCAGAGGGAGCUGAGUACGCGCGGGUAAGAGCUGCCAAGAUGCUUGUUUGUAACGAGCAUAGAUCGAUGCUUUUUUCGGGACUUCGGAAAUGGUGAGGAGGGAGGUGAGCUGAUUUUUAGUCUACGCUUUUGGGGGGAGGUGCGUUGUGUGGUAGAGGAGGAAUGUUUGCGAUGCUUGACUACAUACUUGGUAGAUGACUAUAUACAGUAGUUUAAAUAAGAUAGUUUUCUCCCCCUCCAAAAAUCAUCCAGAGCUAGCUAUCCCAUCUUCCACCCCAGAAACAACAACUUCAACCACCAGGAAACGACUCAAUCUCACAAGAAUUAUUGCCCUCCCAGAGAAAAAGAGAAUGGCAUACCCGGGAACCCUCCACACCUACACCCGGCGCCUCGUAGCCUUCGAGCACGCCCCCUCCACCCCGCGCCCCGCCCACUCCCCAGCAACAAACACCCUCCUCUGCAUCGGCGGUCUGAGCGACGGUCUCCUAACAAACACCUACCCGUCCAAAAUCGCCGCACACCUCCCUCCAAACUGGCGCGUCGCAGAAGUGCUGCUCACCUCAUCCUACGGCGGCUGGGCAACCGGCAACCUCGCACGUGAUGCGCGCGAAUUGGGCGAGUGCGUGCAGUACUUCCGGUCGCUACCCUCCUCCCAACCUUCUCCAAUCUCAGGAGAAAGCGUCGAAAACGGCAGCAAGCGCGACGGAAAAGUCGUUCUCAUGGGCUGUUCGACGGGGUGCCAGGACGCGCUCGAAUACGUGAUUGGCGGCGAGCGAGCGCUCCGCCAGGCCGUCGACGGGAUUAUCCUGCAGGCUGGGGUUUCCGACCGCGAGGCUUGGAUCGAGCUUGCGCCGACUAUGCCGCAUCCUUCUGUUCCUGGGGAGACUAUGGCGGCGCUGCUUGAUGCGGCCAUUGCUACUGCUACGCGGCUUAAGGAUGAGGGGAGGGGCGAGGAUAUCAUGCCCAAGGAUGUGGAUGUUGUGAGGAUGGUUAUGGGCGAUCCUACGACUGUUUAUAGGACGUGGAGUUUGCUUGCGGAAGGCGGAGAUGAUGAUUUCUUCUCGAGCGAUGCUGGGGAUGAUGUUGUGAGGAGGGUGUUUGGUGGGGUGGGGAAGGGGGUUAGGGUUGCGGUUAUUUGGGGGAGUGAGGAUGAGUUUGUUCCUAAGGGGGUUGAUAAGGUGGGGACUAUUGGGCGGUGGGGGAGGGCUGUUGCGGAAGGUGGUGCGGUUUUCGAUGAUGAAGUUAGUGGCGUUGUGCAAGGUGCUUCGCAUACGCUGAAUAAAGACCCCGAGCCUGUGGUCAUGGAAUUGAUAUCGCGGGUUGUCAAGUUCGUCCAGGCUGUGGAGGCUAGCUAGCCAGCUCAAUAUUGUUGCACGCAGACCGGUAGAUGUCGACACAUAGAUAGACAUGAAUACGGAAUAGAAUCUAGACAAUAGCAAUAAUAACGCU
Messenger RNA from Periconia digitata, 1796 nucleotides. The record is from the annotation of a GenBank genome assembly. NCBI's taxonomy places the organism in Eukaryota, Fungi, Ascomycota, Dothideomycetes, Pleosporales, Periconiaceae.